Molecule: messenger RNA, 2674 nt
Organism: Prionailurus viverrinus (fishing cat)
Lineage: Eukaryota; Metazoa; Chordata; Mammalia; Carnivora; Felidae
Gene: MAK
Product: male germ cell associated kinase
Exons: 14
Coding region: 16-2073 (685 amino acids)
Biological process (GO): protein phosphorylation; intracellular signal transduction; intraciliary transport
Cellular component (GO): cilium; cytoplasm; nucleus
Molecular function (GO): protein serine/threonine kinase activity; ATP binding
Source: RefSeq, a predicted model, not a curated record
CAUUAUUUUUCCGAGAUGAACCGAUAUACAACCAUGAGGCAGCUGGGGGACGGCACGUAUGGAAGCGUUCUGAUGGGCAAGAGUAACGAAUCUGGGGAGCUGGUGGCCAUCAAAAGGAUGAAGAGAAAGUUCUAUUCUUGGGACGAAUGUAUGAACUUGAGAGAAGUUAAGUCUCUGAAGAAGCUUAACCACGCCAACGUGAUCAAACUAAAAGAAGUUAUCAGAGAAAAUGAUCAUCUCUAUUUUAUAUUUGAAUAUAUGAAAGAAAACCUCUAUCAAUUAAUGAAAGACAGAGACAAGCUGUUCCCUGAGUCAGUCAUCAGAAAUAUUAUGUAUCAAAUAUUACAAGGACUGGCAUUCAUCCACAAACAUGGUUUUUUUCAUAGGGAUAUGAAACCAGAAAACUUGCUUUGUAUGGGCCCAGAACUUGUGAAAAUUGCUGAUUUUGGACUUGCAAGGGAAUUAAGAUCACAGCCACCAUAUACUGAUUAUGUAUCUACCCGAUGGUAUCGUGCUCCUGAAGUUUUAUUAAGAUCUUCAGUUUAUAGCUCUCCCAUUGAUGUGUGGGCUGUAGGGAGUAUAAUGGCCGAACUGUAUACAUUAAGACCACUUUUCCCAGGGACAAGCGAGGUCGAUGAAAUCUUUAAGAUUUGCCAAGUUUUAGGGACUCCCAAAAAAAGUGACUGGCCAGAAGGGUACCAGCUUGCAUCCUCUAUGAAUUUCCGCUUUCCCCAGUGUGUUCCUAUAAACUUAAAAACUCUUAUUCCCAACGCCAGUAAUGAAGCUAUUCAGCUAAUGACUGAAAUGUUAAAUUGGGAUCCAAAGAAGCGACCGACAGCAAGCCAGGCACUGAAACACCCGUAUUUUCAAGUUGGUCAAGUAUUAGGCCCUUCCUCACAUCAUCUGGAAUCAAAACAAUCUUUAAACAGUAAGCAGGUGCAACCACCAGAGCCGAAGCCAUCUUUAGUUGAUCUAGAACCUGAGCCUCUGCCGGACAUCAACGAGCAGACUGUCAGACAGCCGCAGCCGAAGAACAGCCACCAGCCACUGCGGUCCAUCCAGCCACCACAGAACACGAGUGUCCUGCAAGCGCCAAAGCAGCAGAAACAGCCACAGACGCUAUUUCCGAGCAUCGUCAAAAACAUGCCGGCCAAGCCAAAUGGUACCCUGGGGCACAAAAGUGCUAGGAGGCGCUGGGGUCAGACGGUGUUCAAGUCUGGAGACAGCUGGGAAGAGUAUGAGGAUUACGAUCUUGGAGCCUCCUAUUCCAAGCGGCCGAGCAUGGGUGUAUUCAAAGAAAAGAGGAAAAAAGAUACCCCAUUCCGGCUUCCAGAGUCGGUGCCCUCAGCCUCGCACCAGUCAGCAGGGGAAAACAAGAGCUUACCCGCUGCCGUUUCCCAGAAAUCGGAUUCUGAACUGUCGACUGCUUCCACCGCUAAGCAGUACUACUUGAAGCAAUCCAGAUACCUUCCAGGUGUAAAUCCCAAGAAUGUGUCCUUGGUAGCCAGUGGAAAGGAUAUAAACCCAUAUACUUGGAGUAAUCAGUUAUUUCCUAAGUCAUUGGGACCCAUGGGGGCAGAACUUGCUUUCAAAAGGAGCAACGCAGAGGAAAGCAUAAUUAAACCAAUUGAAAAACUAUCAUGUAAUGAAAGUUUUCCUGAAAAAUUAGAGGACCCACAAGGAAGUCUUGGAAGUUAUGCUACUUACAAUCAGUCAGGAUACAUUCCUUCCUUUCUCAAAAAAGAAGUGGGGUCAGCUGGCCAGAGGAUACACUUAGCACCUCUCGGUGCAACAACUACAGCCUCGCCCCCAGGAUUAAAUGAGAAGAAAAAUCGAAUUAAUUUCUUCCAGCUUCCCCAUGUAAUCUCUCACCCCAAACUUCCCAACACCUCCUCCCCGACUCCCUGCCUUGUGGUAACAAGGACUAUGAGGAGUGACUUCUUCCCUCCACGGCUGGCCGCCCUUUGCAAGGGCAGGGAGGGCCCUGUUCUAAGUGAGCUAUGUUCAUUAGCUCUACUCCAGAAGGUACUAUUAUUACGGUCUUCAUUUUACACGGGUUUUACUUCUUGCUAAAGGUUACAUAAUCAGGGCACAGAUCACAGGCAAACAUCUUUCCUUUGGCAAACAUUUUCUGCAGGAAGUUAAAUGCCCUUGAUAGGACACGUGCUGUUUUUAAAAAGAGGGCACAGCAAGCGUGAGAGGGCUGCCUGCCCCACUCUAAGGAGGUGUGGGGCAAGGUCCGGCUGACACAAAAGUGUUUCUUGCCUUGCCCCCCGGAUCUCAGCUCCUCUGGCAGCUGCUGAGUUCUUCACCAAGGGUGCUUGAGUCCUGAAAUUAUUAUUUCUCAGAAAGGAAAUCUUGGCAAAAUGAUUCCCUCUUCAGCAGUUUUAAAAACGUUUUCCUGGACAUGGUUUCCCUCAAAUGCAUUCAGGACCUGACCUAGCUAGGUCAUGAGCUGGGAAAAAAAGUUCUGUUACUCCCCAAAUCCCUCAUGUUGCAACACCAGAGGCUCGCCCAACUGUUAGCUGAAGACUGCGUCCCCUCUCCUGUCCCCUCUCCCGUCUCUGAAAUCACUCACCAGGGGACUCUCUGCCUCUCUCUCCUCCUCGCUCCACUCCCUCCCUCUCACCUGCUCUCUCCUCCACCCACAGGCCCAUUAGGUCUGCAGCCUUCA